CAUCGUGUAUUUUUGAUUUUUACGUACAUGUAUUUAUGAUUUCUUUGUCAUUUCAGGAAAUGACUGUUGUUUAUAUUUGAAACUUUUUCUCUAAAUAUUAGAAACAUAUUUUUCAAAGAGUAGUAUCUCAUUAUUCUAAUAUGGCUACCGAAGCUAGAAGCUUGGUUUUGCCGAUUGAAGAUAUGAAAACAUUGUUGAAUCAUAAUGUUCCAGUAGAAGAUAGAGCAACCUACCAACUGCAAUAUGAAGCAGAAGUUGCAUCGAAUAAUAUUGAUUUUCAGACAAAAUUUCAGUAUGCGUUUUGCCUUAUCCAUAGUUCUAAUCGCAACGAUAUAAAGAAAGGAGCACUUAUGUUUGAAGAAAUAUUCAAGGAAGGAAAUGAAGAAAUUAAAAGAGAUAGUUUGUUUUACUUGGCAGUUGCAGAAACAAAACAGAAGAAUUAUUGCUCUGCCCAAAAAUAUGCUAAAGCCUUUCUAAGUGUUGAACCUACAAACAUUCAAGCUCAACAAUUAGAUGUUUAUAUUCAAAAACAACUUAAAAAAGAUGGCCUCACUGGAAUGGCUUUGUUUGGAGCAGCUACUAUAUUUGGUGGGGCUGCAGCUAUUGUAGUCGGUAGUCUGGCUGUUGGAGCUGCUCUAGGAUAUUCUCUGGUGAAGAGAAAAGGUCAAUGAAACAAUUCAGUUCCUUUAUUUUUCUAUAUAAAAUCUUUGUGAAACAUUUAAAUGUUUUUUGUUUUUUUUAGUCUGCAUCUUAAACUCAUUUUUAUUCGUUUUUCUUUAGUCUACCUUACAUUUUUUGUAAAAGAUUUAUAAUGUUGUUGCUAAAGGCAAUGUAGCAGAAUUACAUUUGUCUUUGUUUUAAAUUUCAUGCCAGGUACAUGAGCAAGAUGUAUGUAAUCGUUUGUUUACUAAGCUUACAAUGUAAGCUUGAUAUGAAUUUUAAAAUCAAUGUUUCUUCUAUUUCCUGAUAUUACUGAUGGAAAUUUUGUUUGGAGAAGUGUUUAAAAAAAUCCAGUAACAAUACAUUUAGUGGUGCAUCCAAACAAAAUAACCAGGGAGGAGAGGGCGCACAAAGUAAGGUUUCUUAUAUAUUUAUUUAUUGACCUUCUAAGAAUAAAAUUUUAAAAGAACAGGAAAAUGAAACGUAGGAAAAAAAAUUUAAUGGACUUUAGUAAAUUUAUGUGUUUUAUUUCAAGCAUGCUUCUUUGCAAAUAUAUUUAGAAUCUUCAGAACAGCUUCAGUAUAACCGCCGGGUUGGCAACACUUUUUUUUUUUGCAACUUUUUCCUAUGAUAACUCGUCAAUUGUGUUGUCUUGUGUUUUGUUUUGCCUUUACAGGUUACAAGGAUUGUCCUAAAAUUUAACGCAUUAGCAUGGUUUGGUGUCACAAAAUGUUGCCAACCCGGGGAUCAUACAGAAGCUGUUCCGAAUCUUCCCAGGAUAAAUUUUGCAUAGUCUAAUGAAGGACCUUUCAACUGUGACAGUUGUGAUUUAGUGAAACAAAAUAAGAAUUCUUAAUUUACUCCUCAUAUUACGUAAACAUUGAAGAAAAUUCAAUAUUUUCCACUGGAUGAACUAACGGAAAUUUGUUUGUCUGAAGUUCUUUUCAUAAAAGUAACCAUCAAGAAACUACUUUAAUACUUGAAGGAUUUCUAAACAUUAUUGUAAAAAGUAGCCACCAGGUCAGUUUGCCCUACUAAGGUACACCCCUUCAUCGGUGUACUUAGGAGACUUUUCCCUCUUCUUACCACUGAAGCUGCUUAAGUUAACAAAAGAAUCAAUUGACGUUUUUAUGAGGUAAAUUACAUUCCUUCCAAAUAUUAAAAAAAGGCAAUUCAUUGCAUCUUUGAAUUAGAAAAUGCGGCUUACUCAAUCCACUUUGACUCAACCAGGAAUUAUUGAUGUGCGGCCAACAUUACUUAAUCCACUUUUGAUUGAAACAAGCAUUAUUAACAGGUUGGCAGCUGUUAUAUUGCUCUAGAAUGGGUAAAAUGUUGCUGAAGAGAUUGAUGCUUCAUUUAAUCCCCGCUAAUUUGAGUUGCAUGGAGAUGUGUCCUGGCCAACUAUGAUCUUCGUAAAAUUUCGAAUCUUUUGAUAUUUGGUUGUACCCUCCCUUCUUAUUUGUUCUCUACGAGAUUGCAUGACAUACAUACAUAACUAGAUAUCGUUGGAUUUUAAUAUCUGAAAUUUUGUUGAACUCUGUGAUAUGGGAUGAAAUUGUGUUGAGCAAAAAUUUGAUUGAUAUUAACUUUGUAUUAAAUAUAAAUUGUAUUCAUUUCUUUUUUUUAAUACAUUAUUUUAAAAACGCAUACAAAUGUUACUGUGAUUAAAAUUAAAAAUAUAAGUAGAGUAUUUAUAUGUUAUGAAAUUGUAUUAUAGUUAUGUCUGUUAAUCUUAUUUUAAAUUUAUAUGUUUAGAGUUUAAAAAAUAUCAUGUUUAUAUCAUUGUUUCAAAUUUUAAUAUGUUGUUAAAACCAGAGUUUUUUCUCUUUAUGACAGAAAGUUUACAAACUGUUGCUUGGAAAUAUUUUUGCAAUUCAUAUCUGUCAUUGUCUUGUGCUUU
This is a messenger RNA of Uloborus diversus, 2560 nucleotides long. Its product is annotated as mitochondrial fission 1 protein-like. Gene Ontology annotation, molecular function: protein binding. Gene Ontology annotation, biological process: mitochondrial fission; peroxisome fission; autophagy of mitochondrion. Bases 141 to 671 code for a protein of 176 amino acids. The transcript is spliced from 5 exons. Lineage: Eukaryota; Metazoa; Arthropoda; Arachnida; Araneae; Uloboridae. Gene Ontology annotation, cellular component: peroxisomal membrane; mitochondrial outer membrane. The record is from RefSeq and is a predicted model, not a curated record.